Lymnaea stagnalis (great pond snail) is the source of this 10664-nucleotide messenger RNA. The record is from the annotation of a GenBank genome assembly. NCBI's taxonomy places the organism in Eukaryota, Metazoa, Mollusca, Gastropoda, Lymnaeidae.
AAUGGCGACCAACUUUAUUUCGUGAUAUUAAUUGAAAGCUAAAUUACAUUAAACGUAUUUUAGCUGUAUAGUAAUAAAAAUACAAUGUAAGUGAUUUAUUUAGCUUUAGUUUCAUUGAACAACUACUUAUAUCUUAACAAAUUUACUGUUAAAAUUCUUGAGUUGAAUAUAAACACUUGUCUAAGUUGUGAGUCAGUGACUGUGACAGCACUCUUUUACUUUUAAAUUUUAAGUCUUUUACUUUUACCCAAUUUUCAAUCUCAAUCAGUGUCUCAGUUCACCUCGGACUUUUUGGUUCCUGUUUAUUCUGUCCAUACAUGCCAGCCUGUGUUGUGGGAUAAAAAAAACUGUACAAAAAGUACCUACAAACUGUGUAACAGCAUGAUGAAAAAUGUACAGAAAAACUGAAAAGUAAAAAAAAAAAGGAUAAGGAUGAUUUUAUAAUUUUAAUUAGAUCUAUAAAUCUAUAUAUUAUUUUUGAAUAAAGGCAAUUUUAAAAAAAAUCAAAACACAAGUGAUAAGUGUCAUUGUUGAUUUUGCAUUGUAAAAUAUAUUUGGUUAUAUCAUCAUUAUUAUUAAGUCUAUUUCUUAAACUUAAAUCGGUUUGGAAUUUUUUCAACAUUUAGACGAAAGAUCUCCUGUAUGCUAUAAUCACAGGAGAAAUGAAACAUUGUUUAUUCCAGCGUAUUUGGUCAGUCACUCAUUUAAUAAAUUCCCCAGGUGUGUUUCUAAUUCCAACUUUCUUUUUUUAAAAUUAGGUUUCUCCUAUUUAAUUAAAAGUUUCCACCUGGAGUAAAAUAAUAAAUAGAAAAAGAAAAAAAAGGUAAUUAACAAUUCUCAUAUUGAUUUUGGCUCUAAAUUAACAAAAAAAAAUAUAGUUAGUAUUGUAUGGCCCACUAUUAAAAGUUAAAGUGAAAAAAAUUGCAGCCACCUUAGCUUUAGAAAGUGUUGACAAGCUCGAGACUUUAGUUUAAGAAAGUGUUGACACAUUCACAUUAAAUUAGGUUAUGCAAUAGUGAUAUAUAUGCCUAAAUGCUAACGCUAUUAAUUGUUAGUGAUAUCAAAAUUAUUUAAUUAUUUUUUAAUAAAUGUGCUAAUACUCUGUAUUUUCUGUUAUCUGGGUCAGUACCUAGCUCAGCCUACUGAGCAUAUUGGCCACCUUACAUUCAUAACAAUGUUUCUCCAUUCUCCAUGUAAACUUUCUAGAAUUUAAGCACAUUUAGGGUACCAUACUUCAUAUAGGCUAAUUAAAGCCAAUGGCUGAGUAGUUGAAUUAUGUUAUUUUUUAAAAACUUUAUAAAUAUUAGUUCAGUUAGGCCUAAUUAAUAAGAUAAGUAAUGCGCCUUUCUCCCCCCUCCCCCCCCCCUCCUCCCUUUCUCCCAACCAAGUUUUAUUAGUCUAAUAAUUAGGAAAGCCUACUCACUGAAUUACUGACUCAAAAUUGAAACUGAUAGUGAGGCUGACUAUAAGAAAACUACUAAUAUUACUUUAUUGACAGUGGUAGCACAAUGUACAUCCUUUACUUGCUGAUUUUAGUAUUUACCUACAUAGAAAUAGGUCUCAUUAAGUUGAGUAAGGUGAGGAAUCAGUAGGAAGGAACUGUUAACCCCCUCUUAGAAUGUCAGAGUCAUUGAGGUAUUUAACAUGAUACAUUACAAACCUAAAAAAAAGAAGUAGCAACCUGCAAUAAAAAUAAAAUCUAAGUGGUGUUUUUAUUAUGGAAAAUGUGAAAUAAUAUUCACAAUUAUUAUGCUUGUGUAAAAAUCUAUCCUUAAACUACUUACACAUGAUAAUUUGAGAUUAGUGAAACACUCUGGCUGGAGACUUUGCUCAAGAGCUAUGGUAAUUAAUUUAAAUUUUAACUGCAAAAAGGGUGUAGAUUAAGAUAAGAUGUUUUGUUUUCCCCCCAAAACUUAAUGAAAAAAAUGCAUUUUUUUUUCCAAGUUUUAGCUUUACAUACCUUUGUGUAUUAUUGAGUAUUUUUUUUGUCUUCAAAUGUUAUAAACGUUUUGCAAUUCUCAUGUCCAUUUCUUAGAUCUAGUGAGCAUGCCAGACUCGUUGACGCACAAUGAAGCUUGAUGAAUUUGAAAUCCGAUUUGACAACCCUAGAGGUGUCUUCUGUGCUGGAGAAAAUGUCAGUGGAAAUGUUGUUGUCAAAUUGACAAAGCCUAUGAAGAUGAGAUGUAAGCACUACUAAUAAUUCAAUUAACUACUUAGAACCUUUCAUGUUGUAUUCAGAAUAAUUCAUUCCCAUUCGGUUCUAGUUCAGUCAAUGUUUUAUUUUUUAAUUGUUAAAAAAAGAUGUAUAUAAUUUUUUUGUCUGGCAAUACUUGUUAAAAAUAGCACUAUUUCAAUUAAAUAAAUCCUAAGUAAUCACAAAAAAGUGUUCAUUUUUAAAGUUGAUUUUCUUAUAAAUGGAUCUUAUUUAAGGAAAAUAUUGAUCAUUCUAUAUAGUGGUGCAGUAUAAUGCAUUUAAAUGGUUAAAUAAUUUCAAAAUGAUAUUAUUUUCUAUCAAGGUUUAACACUGUACUUUGAGGGGCGUGCCAAGUCACAUUGGGAGGUAAAGCAGGGUCGUAGCAAAACCGAUUACAGGGCUGGUGAAAACUACAUAAAUCACACAGUUACGCUCUAUGGCACAGGUAAGAUUUUGCUGGAUCAGAUCCAAACAACUUUUUUCAAAUUUUACAUAGUCCAUCCACAAUACUUUUCCAUCUGUUCCUGUCCUGGGCUAGCUUUGCUAGUUCAGUUCAACUUCUCUUUAUCUCUGCCUCUUCCAAGUGGCUCUUCAUCUUCCUCUUUUCCUGGUACCUUAAGGAUUCGAGGUCAGGGCCUGUCUUGUGAUGUUAGUGUUUGGUUUUCUUCAUGUGUGCCCUAACCAACUCCAUUUUCUCUUUUGUAUCUCCGUUUCUACUGGAACUCUUGCUGUUUUCUCCCAAAGGAAAGUGCUACAAAUUUUGUCAAACCAUCUUAUUUUGAGGAUCCUUCACAAGCCACUGUUUAUAAAAACCUGCACUUUUAAAAAACGGUCUCUCCAGAUGUUAUUUUAGUAGAGCCAUUUCCUGUCCAUCUUGCCUCACUUAUUCCUAAGAUGUCUACCCUGAAUCUCCUGUGUUCCAUAGUCACUUCUUUUGUCUUCCCCUCCUCUCACAUCGCUCUAACAUUCCAGGUGCCAAUCCUGGAACUUUUCCUUAGCAUCGGACAGGAAGUUGGCAAGUCAGCUCCCUUUUGGGUUUGGCUAACCCAUGUCAUAGUCCCUUUAUGAGGAUCUGCUCUCGCUGGGGUUGGAAAACAUUUAUUGAUUGUGGAUGUUUUUGUAGUGGUAGCUGAGCUUCUUGCAAUGAACAGGUUGCUGGCUCAAUGCUAAGCAUGAUACAAUAAUAAGACGCCUUGUAUGACGUGCUUGCUUGGCACUGACUUAUUCUACUCCAAAAUUAGGUCCCGUUAGUGGAACGCUGGGACAGCUGUCAUGCUGCUUGAGUCCUAAAAGUAAUAGAUAAAAAUUUUUGGAAAAUUAAAUUUUUCUUUUAAAAUUUACUUUAGUUUGGGGUUGAAAAGGUUUUGGACAUGAGUAGAAAACAGGUGGUAGAGACUUGAAUUUGGGUUGAGUAUAUUGAUACCAGGUAUAAAAUUAUUUGAUUAUUUUACUAUAAAAAAUAUGAUUCAAUUUAUAAAGAGUCAAUUCUUUUUUCUAUAACUUAAACUUAUUCUAUUUUCAAUUAAAUUUUCAGGACAAAACAAUAGUGAGCACCCAGCUGGGGUGCACUCUUAUCCAUUUGUUUUACAUUUGUUACCAACUCUGCCUUCAUCAUACGAGGGUCGCCGAGGCUAUGUUAGAUACUUCUGCAAGGCCACCAUUGAUCGCCCUUGGAAAUUUGAUGAACACACAAAGAGGGCCUUCACUGUUAUUCACCAUUUUGAUCUAAAUUCUGAACCAACAGCUUCAGUGAGUACAGUUAUCUUAUAAAUUUUGGUGCUUGGUGCUAAUAAACUAUGUUAUGGAUGUUAAAUGGUAAUAACAUUUCAGUUUAUCAGUUUCCUGACUAUGGUCUAUGAAAAUGAUUGUUUUUUUUUUUACAAAAUUAUAAUUAACUUUAAUUAUUUUAUUUAUUUGUUGUUCAAAUUACCAAAACAUCUCAGAUUUUUAAAUAAUAUUAAAUGCAGCCAUAUUAUUUCAGCACUUUGCCUUUGUGAAUUUAGGUAGCAUGUCUUGUGCAAAUCAAUGUGGUCAUUUUUACAAAAAAUUGAUGUGCCUGUCCCAGGUGUCCUGGCUUGGUGAUAAUAUGUAGAAAUCACUAGAUACCCAGCCCUCAUGAACUUAGUAAAUCUAUUUAUCUUUCUUUUUUUAUUCCAUCUCACCAUCAGGCCUUUCUUCUUCUUCCAAACUAUGAUUGCAUAAGUUUUUUUCAUCCAUUUCUUAAAAUCACUGAAUGAAGAUGUUAAUUUAAGUAUGCAUCAGCAACUGUUUUUUUUUUAAUGUAAUGUACUAUUAAGUGCAUUGUAAUCAGAUUAAGAAAUGAAAUAUAACACUUAUUUAGUUAUCAAAAAAAUGAUUUGACUCAUCCAAAGGAUGUAACUUAAGUAGAAAUGUGUCUUCUGUAGCCCCGUUAAAAUUUUAUUUUUUGCACAUAUAUAAAUUUUAUUUAUUACUAUAGAAAUUAAUGAUGUGUCUUCUGUGGACCGGUGAAAUUUUAUUUUGUGCAUAUAUCUAAAUUUUAUAUUUUUACUAUAUAAAUUAAUAGCAUGCAAUGAUGUCAAAUGAGUUUGAUACUUCCUUUGCAUAUUUUAGCUAUCAUUAUUUUAUUAAGACUAAUUAAAGUAUUGAUUUUUGGAAGCCACUUUUUUAUCAAUAAUUCUAGUAAAACUUGACUUCUCAAAGCUUGAUAUAUCAUUUACUCCAUGUACUAUUUUUAGAUGCCUAUUUGGGCUGAACAAGAAGAGUCUAUAGAAGGCUGUUGCUGCUCAUCUGGCAACAUCCAGGCCCGCAUGACCCUAAACAAGACUGGCUAUGUUCCUGGUGAACCCUUGAAUUAUACAGUUGACAUAAUUAACAAUACAGAUAGCGAUGUAACAGGUCUGGAAGUUGACCUCAGACAGGUUAGUUAAAUGCUUUCAAUGAGAUUAUAUCUGAUACUCUAGUCACAUGAUUAGCAUUACAUUUACUCUAUAAACAAUUUGGUUAAAGGCUAAAUAUUUUUAAAUAACACAGGUAGUUAGAAUUGUGAAAUGAAACCUUCUGUGUCUGUUAACAUUAGCAUAAGCAUGAAAGGGGCAGUUUUUCCUUUUAGUUUUUAUUUUAAAAUCAAUUUCAUUUUCUUUUUUGUUUUAUGAAACUACUCUACUUUAUAAGGUUUAAAUUCUACCCUAAAUAAUAAUCUUUUUAAAAAAAUAAUAAUAAUGCCAUGUUUUUAAAUGCUGUGCAUAUUUUAAGUAUAUUUGAGAUACAAAAUUAUUUUGCUGAAUGUCAAUGUUUACAUCAGUUAACAUGGUGUUCAUUUCAUUUGAUCUUUUUUUAGUUUUUAUUUGAAUAAAAAUAGUUAAUUGUAUCAUUAUUGUAAUAUAGUAAUUUCAUUUUGUUUCAAGUAAUGCAACAUUUGUUAAUUGUUUAAAACUCGAAUUUAUGUUCAUUUGAAAUUUCUACUCUUCUUUUUAGAUUGUUAAAUACACUGGCUACUCUGACAGUAUAUUUUCCUCGGGACACCCCAAGUUUCACGUAAAGACAGACAACUACCCACUAUUCGCGGGACCAUUCCAUGCCAAGAAACAUUCUGAGGCACAUAUAAGUCGAUCUAUAUGUAUACCUGCACUUCCACCCUCUCGCCUAGAGGGGUGUGGCAUUAUUGAUAUAACUUAUUUUGUCCAUGUGAGUUACCCGUGAUUAACAUAACUUAUCUUAUUUUAUGCAACAAAAUACACAAGCACAUUGAUUAUUUAUUUGUAAUUAUCAGUUCUUUUUAUUUUUUAAAAAAAUCAAAUAUAAACGUAAUCAAAUAAUUCGCUUAAUUAAGUACAGCAUGUUUUUGUAAUUUUGACAGAAUGGAGAAAGUUUUGAUGGUUUGUUAUUAACUUGUUAUCUCUUCUUUAAUCUUUAAAAACAGUAAAUUCCUCACUGUAAUUUACAGCAGUCUGAAAAUUCUAGUUGUCAGAUUUUGCACACAAAAAAAAUGUGAAAACUUUUUUAAAAAUUCAUUCAUUUUCAAAUUAUACUUUCCUUAUGCCACAAUUAUAUUCUAUGUAAAAAAAAUAUUUUUUUUAGUGAAACUAUGUGUUGCAUAUUAAGAUGAACAACUGUAGAGGCUAUACCUAUAUAUAAAAAAAAGGGAAAUGCAUCAGAUUUUUUAACUACCCAUGCGUGAAACUAACAUUAUUAGAAGCUGACUAAAUAUGACUUAAACGUUUGUAAGUAAUUUGUACAAAUAUUACUUUUUUUAUGUUAAUAUCAAACUAAAUCUUUUUAGAUGCAGCCUCUAGUAAGAUGGUCGUCUCUUCAAAUUGAAAAGGAGAUCAUAAUUGGCACCAUACCCCUUCAGAGCCCCAUGGCACCCCCACCAUCUUUCAAUGAAGUGUUCCUUGGUGGCGUUUCCCCAUCAGCACCUCCAAUGGAUCUGGCACCUCCACCCUACCAAGAACGUAAGCAAUAAAGUACAUCUCAAUGGACUUUUACAAAAAACAACCGAAUGCAGGGUUUAGAUUUUAGCAACCUGUUGGUUGAGUUAUUUUGAUGACGGUGUAAAUGAUCAUUUUAAAAGCGUAUGUCGAGUAUCUGAGGUUGUUAUAAAUGCACUACCUACUAAGUGAUAUAGACUAGAAGUCUGAAUAAAUAAUUCAUAUUUCUAUAUGUCUGUGUACAUUUUUUUUUUAAAGUGUUUAUCCAGUAUCUGAGGCUGUUUAUAAGUGCACUACUUAUUAAAUGAUAUUUGACUAGAAGUAUGAAUAAAUAUUUCAUGUCUAUGACUGUGUAAAUUAUCAUGUUAAAAGUGUAUGUCUAGUAUCUGAGGUUGUCAUAAUUGAAUUAUAUAGACUAGAAGUUGGAAUAGUCAUAUGUUUAUAAGUGUGUUGCGUAAAUAUUCAACAGCUCCUCCAACAUAUGAAGAGAGUGUUUUUGGCCGUGUUGAAAUCAGGGAUGAGAAUGAUGAUGCACACACAGAAGGAAAUUUGUCAUGGGCUCCAUCAUAUCCAUACUAUCACUGGGACCCAAACACUAGGCACUUUCAGGUGAGCACGUCAAGUUUUUUUUCUAGAUUCACAAAUUUCAUUUCACUCAAAGAAGCUUCUGUAUUAAUUUUUGUGAAACAUUUUAUAAUGACACUUCUAAUUCAUAAAAUGUAAGAUUAAAAUAGCUCUUCUUCUCAUCAUAGAUGAUUGCCUCCACCAAUGGGCCAUCAGUUGAUGCGAACAGUUUGCCCUUGUACAGCCCGGUUGCCCCACCAGUGCUAACACCUUGCCCCUCGUACAAUCAGCUAUAGGAAGUCUUUUUGGUAAACCACUGUUUUGUAAUGACAUUUUCUCUUUGAUCUGCUGUCCAAAAACCAUUUAACUCAUAAUUGGAGGUUCAUUUCAUAUCCUGAUUAAUUGUGACCUGAUAAAUAAAGGAUUAGAUAAUAUAAGAUUAUAUUAUUUUACUGAUCCAAAACAAUGGAAUUUUUUUUUAUUAUUACAAUGUACAUGUUCAUUUUCAGCACUUAAAUAAAUAUUCCUACAAUGGCAAACAAUUUUAGAAUGGAACAAUUUAACAUGAGACAUCUCUAAGUAUUUCUCAAGCGCAAAAAAACCAACAACAAAAACAGCCGUCAUAAGCCAUGGAACUUCAGUCAAAUACUGACUUUAAGAGUAAAUUAUUUAGAUUUUAUAACAGUUGGGGAGCACACUGGAAAGUUCUGACAGAUUAGGAAACAAAUUAAUUUUAACUGUCCUACCUUUGAGGGAAAGAAUAUGCCUUGAUCGAGCUGAUCCUAGUUAUUUGUGAUGAAGAGGGUGGGAUGCACCGCCAACAUUUUUUUUAGUUUUACAAAUGCAUAUUGCUUCAAAAAAAAACUUCAAGUGAAGGAUUUUUUGAGGGAUGUUACUUGCUUUCUUAGUAUGUCAAUUUAAUUGGUGUUUGGUGAGAAGUGAAGAAUUCCCACAACAGCAUGUAAUACUAAAGUUCAGUAGGCUUCUAAUUGUUGCACUUUAGAAUAGUCUAAUAAUUUUAAUACAAUUGCCAAAAUUUUAAUAAUUUUUUAAGAACGACAAUUCUUUGGUUAACUUUUUUAAAUAGAAUUCAGUCUUUGUUUUGCCACGGUAGCUUAUUAUUUAUGGUGACAAUUAGUUGCUUACAUGUUGCAUACUUGCUCUAUAUCGGUACUGUGUUGUUUGGGGGGUUUUUUUUUGCUAUUUGGCUAGCCCUGCUUUGGAAAUCAACAACCAUUUCUUUGGUUUUUGAGACAUUCAAGUGAAAAAUAUUUUCAUUGCACUAGGGGAUAAAACUUUUAAGUAAGUUGCCAGUUAGGGUAAGGUAUAAAAAACUUUUAAUUAUGUUGCUGGUUAGGAGGGUUAGGUAUAAAAUUUUGUUCAUUGAAAUCCAUUCAAAUUUGUUUUUAAACAUUGUGUUGGGCUCUUCUCUAAAUUCGAAUCUUUUUUUUUUUUUUUUUCAUAGAUUUUCAGUGCCCUGAAUUCUUAUUCAAAGUCAAGUUUUGAUUCUGGGCAUGUCAUUGACCUUUGUAUUUGUUUUUAAAUAUUUUUUUUGUCUUUUUUUUAAAUUCGAAUUUUUUUUUUUUUUUUUUUUUUCAUAGAUUUUCAGUGCCCUGAAUACUUAUUCAAAGUCAAGUUUUGAUUCUGGGCAUGUCAGUGACCUUUGUCAACCACGGCAGCCUCCAAUGUUUUGAAGUUUUUUUCAAGAGCUUGCAUGUGAAGCUUUUCCACAAUAGAUGCAGUGUACAUAUGAUUUAUCUGCAGUUUUUCUCGUUCUUCAUGCCUUUUGAAGGUAAGUGGUGACUACAGGGAACAUCACUCAGACAGUGUUUACCAUCACUAGGGAUCCACUGAAUGUCACUUGGAAUGCAUUGAACUUCACUAUGCAUACACUGAACAUUGAAAUGAGUACAGUGAACUUUGAACUCAAUGAAGGUCACCCACAGGUUGAGAACAGGCUGAACAUUGGUGUUGGAUGUUUAACAUGGUAGCUCCACAGUUUAUGCAGUUCGUUGCCAGUCAUUAAUUCAGUAGUGUACAUUUUUUUGUUUAGCCAUGCAAGAGGAAAAAAAGAUUCUUGUCCACCGACAUCAAGGUCUCUACUAAUUGCGUCUUCUGUGUUCAUUUCAUCCCAUCCUCGUGUACAACGCUGUCUUAUGUUUAUAACUUAACAAGUUCACAACCCAUUUAGAGCUCCUUCUGGAUGCUGAUGGAUAUAUAUAUGCCAAUUUAGGUCAAGAUCCACCAAUCCAUGUAAAAACGUAUGUGGAACAAAUCCACAAACAAACAAACAAAGUUUCACUUUUAUAAAGAUAUACAUGAUUAUUUAUUUUUUUAAAGUAACCUGUAUGCCCCACCCUUGUUUUAUUGUACAUUUCUCAAACAUGAUUUAGAGCUUGUAAAUGUUAUAAGAAAGAAACAAGGCAAUGGCUCUAUUCGUUGUAACCUUUACCUCCGCUUUGGUUCAUACUUUAGUCAUGAAACACGUAAAAAUACCCCCAUGCUAUUAGUUUAUGUAUAUAUGUUUUCAAAGGCUGUGAAUGAAACAUUUUAGUGCUGUGUGAUAGAUGAUUAAGAUGACCUUAGAAUGUGUAGAAUUGUUGGAAAUGUAUACUGUUAUUCACACUGUGUUCGUUUUUUAUACUAAAUACAAUAUUUUGAAGCUGUUUAAAUUUUAAUUACAAAAGGCUGUUAAUAAAAGAAACUAAGAAAUACAAAAAUUACAAUAUAAUGAAGAGGAAAUGAAAAUGGCCAAUGCAAUGGUACACUUCAAAUACAAAUGUCUAUUGCAUGAUUUUAUAAAUCAUGUUGGACCACCACUGAUUACAGUCCACGCUUUGAAUUUUGGAUGGUCUCCUGAAAUUUUAUUCUAACUCUCACUAGGAAACAUGUUUGUGUCCUUGUACCUUUAUUUCAUGUAAAGUGUAAUUUUUUUAAUGGACUUCCUGUAUCCUCUAGUCAGCAAUGGCUAGUCAUUGAGUAUGAAACUGACAAAUUCCUGUGUACUGUAAAAUUAAUAUUACUUGCCUUAACUUUUAAAAAAAUGUUUUCUUUAUCUUUGAAAGUUUUCAAUUGCAGGGGAUCUCACACUGUAAAUCCAGGCCUUAUUGUAAAAAAAAAUUUUUUUUUUUUUUUUAAACUAGUGAUUAGGGCAUAUCUUAUGAUGUAUUAAUAUUAAUUUUAAUGUAGACUUCUGUUCUGUUCUCAAAUUUGUGUAACUGAUAUGUAAUUUAAUUAUGCAAUUUUUUGUAACAUUGUGUUUGAACCUUUAUGUGCAAAUGUCUGUCAAGUUGAUCAAGUGCUUAAAAGUGACACAUGCUACAAAAUCCGAACUGUGUUUAUUCAUUGUAUGUUGAUGGCAGGGCCAUACCUGACACAUUUUUUUUUACCUUUUCACUUUGUCACUCCUCUUGAGAAAUCAUUAAUUGUUAGUUGUAAAGUUUGUUAUUAAGUGUCUGUAAGCCAUGCAUGCUCUCCAUGUGGUGGUGAAAAGUGUC